AUGAGAACCGAGCUGGUUCCUUCCCCAGAAACCUUCACUCUGGUCGUCUCUGCCUGCACAAAGAACAGGGAGGUGCUCCUGGGGGAGGCGAUCCAUGGCUAUGCCCUGAAACUUGCCCCCAUUGAUGACAUCCUACAAGCUUGCCUCCUCGAUCUUUACAUCAAGUGCGGAGAAUCUGCAGCUGCUGUGCGUUUAUUUGAAGAGGCCAGAGAGAAGAACUUCGACCUCUAG
Spirodela intermedia is the source of this 231-nucleotide messenger RNA. NCBI's taxonomy places the organism in Eukaryota, Viridiplantae, Streptophyta, Magnoliopsida, Alismatales, Araceae. The record is from the annotation of a GenBank genome assembly.